AUGCCCUCCAACAUCAAGUCCAGUCGACCCAAGCGAAAGAGUGCUGUUCUAGCGCCUCCCAAGCCAUUGACUGGCUGUGGGAGAUGCCUGUUUGGACCCGAGAAAGAUGGCUCCCCUGAUGUUUAUGAGGAUCUCAUCACCUGCUACGACUGUCGAAAAAGCUGUCGCGCCCCAAAGCAGACAACAGCUCAACUUGCAACAACGCCAACAACCAUCGACACCACAUCUCCACCACCAAUCAAGAAAUCACACAAGAAGAUGGUCAGAUCAGAAUCCGGCCAACGACAGCUCACCUUGGCAACAACAAACGGGAAACUGACCGUGCGAGCCGCAGCAGCAGCAGCAGCAGCAAUCGCCGCAGUGUCAGAACCAGUAAAGCCUGAGAAGGUUGUCAAGAGAGGUCGUGGCAGGGGACGCAAACAACUCGAGGAGGCAAGACGGGCCCAGGAGUUACUCAAACUCGAAGAUUCUGAGGACCAGGAAAGCGUCUUGACAUCAGAGCAUGAAGAAGUCGAGGAGGCUGAGGAGACAGAAUCUGAAGCCGUACCUAUGUUUGGACCUAAUAUCACUGGAGAGGACGCGGAUAUCUCCUACACCACGCCGGACACUCAUGACAAGGUGUUGUUCGAAAAGAGUCGGGACCUGGCAGAGAAACUUGUCAAGAGCUCUUCGAGUCUUGCAGCAGAAUCGUCAUUCUCUCAUUCAGCACCGGUGACGGCCAUCAAGAAAAUUCACUUUGGCGACUGGGAGAUUGACACCUGGUAUGUGGCGCCUUACCCGGAGGAGUACAGUCAGCAACCCAUCCUGUAUAUAUGCGAGUUCUGUCUCAAGUACAUGAAGAGCUCCUUCAUGGCUGGCCGGCACAGGCAAAAAUGUGUGAUGCGGCACCCACCGGGGGACGAGAUCUAUCGCGAGGGCAAUAUUUCGAUUUUCGAGGUCGACGGGCGCAAGAACAAGAUCUACUGCCAAAACCUCUGUCUGCUUGCGAAGAUGUUCCUGGACCACAAGACACUCUACUACGACGUCGAGCCAUUCCUCUUUUAUGUCAUGACAGAGUCUAAUGAACUGGGUUGCCACUUUGUGGGCUACUUUUCCAAGGAGAAACGAUCGGCCAUGGACUAUAACGUCUCUUGCAUCUUGACGCUCCCUAUUCACCAACGGAAAGGCUAUGGAAACCUGCUGAUCGACUUUAGUUAUCUUUUGACAAAGCGGGAGAACAAGACUGGAUCCCCCGAGAAACCCUUGUCAUCGCUCGGACUUUUGUCUUAUAGGAGUUACUGGAAAUCUGUUCUCUUUCACCGCCUACUCGCCAUCCACCGCUCAGACAACCCCAAACAUCGCGUUUCACUGGACGAACUCAGCCUGGAGACCGCCAUGACUAUCGACGACAUUGUCACGACCCUGCAAACCAACAAUAUGAUCCGCGCUAUACCCCCGCCCAAAUCCCAGGACUCCAAAUCCAAGGGCAAAAACCAUCGCUACCGUUCUGCCUCUGUUCCGCCUUUGCGCCAUGAAAUCGUGGUGGAUUGGAAGGAGGUCGAGGCCUAUUGCCACAAGAUCGCUCAGAAGGGUCAUGCUGUCAUCAAUCCGGCAAAGCUGAAGUGGGCCCCAUUCCUGCUUCAGCGUGGUCUCAUGGCGUCGCAACCUCCAGAGUCUGGCAUCAAGCAGGACGACUUGAGCGAUGAUGAUGACAUUUCGCUGCCUCAAACGACUGCGCUCAGGACGAUAGCCAGGAGGCCAGGCCGUCAACGAGGCCGUGGAAGGAGGCCCGGAGCCGGACGCGGUAGACCGCCCAAAGUAAGACCCACACCCGAGCCGGGUACGGUCGAUGAACACGACAAGCUCACCGUCGAUACCCAGGAUAUUAUCCAGGUUGAUACGCCCAUGAAGAGUCCUCCCCUGGAGGACAAGGCCCGCUCCAUGGAUGUCGAUACCUAUUCCGGUCUGGAAGAGACGAGGGAGUCCUACUCGACUGAUCAAUCCAAGGCCGCAACAGCAACCACCCGCUUUCACAAGGCCAAGUUAGUGGUACGUGCAGGGACUUCACAGUUGGCAACUCCCUCCGGAGUCACGAACGGAAAGAGGUCCAACAAGGAAAGCGCUUCCGACAAGGACGAGUCGGCGUCAUCUCUCUCGACCCCAGAGGUGCUCAAGAUCCAGACCAAGGAACUAAAGUCGCGCGCGUCCGCCAGGCCUAUCAAGGGGAUCAAAUCUGUGGACGGUGAACAGGACAAAGACAAUGACAACGAGGAUGACGACGGUCUUGGAGAUGACCUUUCAUCGGCGGCAUCACUUUCCUUGGUCGGAUCGCCUCUGUCAUCGUCCUCUCUCUCUGCUGCCUCUUCACCCUCUUCUGCCGUUUCACCGACUCUUCCGGUCAACCACGAGCCCGAACUGGAUUCGGCAGAUGUUCAGACAGCCAACGACCUUGACCAAGAGGCGCAGGUUCAAGAAUGGGAGAGCAUGCGGCGCAAAGCCAGUUCUGAUGUCGAUUUGGAGGAAACCUCAAAUGACAAGCAGCCCAUCGAAGUCCAGGAGCAGGAUGCCACUAGCCCUAUGGAGAUCGACGAGGUGGCGCCCGUUUCGGAGGAUCAGACCGACGUCAAGAGCCUCGCUGUCAACGAUCCUGCUAGUCCUGCAACAGAUGCGGAGGAUCAGGAGGAAGGUGGAGAUGAGGACGCUGACUCUGAAGCUGACAACGAUGGCGAUGACGAGAAGGGUGAGGCAGGGAAGGUCGAGGAGAAUGAAGAAAAGUACGACAACGAGGACGAUGCUACUCAGUCCGAUAACGAUGAAGAGUCGGCCACAGAGAGCGGCGAUGACGAUGAAGGCAUUCCUGGCCCCGCAGAUGCGAAGGAGGAUGACCAAGUCAUCGCCGUUGACGAUGAUUCCGAGGAGGAAGGCUCCAUUGACGAGGAGGGUUCUAAUGAUGAAGACGAUGAGAACAACCUGAGCGCUGAGGAUGACAAAGAUGCCGAGAGUCAUGAAUCAGAGACCUCUGAUGUCGAGGUCGAAGAAGUUGGUGACGACGACGAACACGAUGAGGACGAUGAAGACGAGGUCGAAGACGAGGUCGAAGUGGAGGAUGAAGAAGAAGAGCAAGAGGUUGUCGAGGCGGAGGAGGAUGAUGAUGCCGAUGAUGCCGACGAUGAUGUAGACGCCAAUGGCAGUGGUGAGGAAGAGGAGGAGGAAGAGGAGGAUGAACACGGUGGCGAUGAGGAGGAAGCGCUGGAGGAGAUGGACGAAGAGGAGCACGAUGAAGGAGAUCAGGAUGACGAUGAGCCUGAAGAAGAACAGGAGGAGGAGGAAGAGGACGAGGAAGAGGACGAGGACGAGGACGAGGAAGACGAUGCUGACGCGGAGGUUGCUGAAGUCACAGGCGGCGGCGACGACAAUGAUGCAGAGGAAGAGGAGGAGGAAGAGGAAGAGGAAGACGAAGAGGAGGAGGAAGAGGAGGAGGAGGAGGAGGAAGAGGAGGAAGACGAGUAA
This is a messenger RNA of Linnemannia hyalina, 3489 nucleotides long. The record is from the annotation of a GenBank genome assembly. Lineage: Eukaryota; Fungi; Mortierellomycota; Mortierellomycetes; Mortierellales; Mortierellaceae.